GGCGAUGACAAGUGAGAAGCUUCAGAUUGGAAGGGGCCUUUGUUGAUAUUUAAAAGGCGGCUGCUUGGUCGCGGUUCUGGUUCCGAUACUGCAUAUCACGCUCAUUUACGGAAUUAAGAGAACCUUUUAGCUUUCUUUUUCUUCUCUUUCUUUUCUUCUUCUUCUUCUUCUUCUUCUGUUCUGAGAUACGUCGACAGCAAUGGCUUCUCUGCCGCCCUUCGCGCCGUUUCCAAAGGCCUCAUGGCGGCUGCACAUCUCAUCCGACGACUGGGAUGCUCUAUCGGAAGCUUGGAUUGCGCUGUCACAAGCUUAUCUGGGCCUGGGAGAUGCUGCGUUUAAACAGGCAGCUGCGGGAGAUGAGUCCCUGACGAUAUUUGUGACGACAUUUGUGGAGGAGACGGCUACAGAAUCUGGCGCAAAGACGAUAUCACCGCGGCUUCUGAAGACGAUAUUCCGCCUCAUCUCUCGGCUUCUCACAGUAUCGCCUCCGCCUGGGCUAUUAGACGUCAAAUUCUUGGCCGGUUUUGCAAAGAUAUUCCCGAAGAAGCAUACGGGACCGUUACUUUCACAGCUAUUCGCGUCUCACGCUACUCCUCUCGAAUCAUCCUUACUAUCUCUUAAAAAGCUCCUCAUCCCACAGCUCGAUGCCGGAAGCAAGGGGGACCUCAGACUUGUUGAAGCAGAGCUAAUACGCUUGAAUCCUCUGCUACAUGUUUCACCCAAUGCGUGUAUGCUUCUUCUGGCUGGAUCCGACUUCUUCGAUGGCCUGGUCACUUGCUUUCAGGUCAUCAAUCCUCCCCUUCGAAAAGCCAUCAUCACUACCGUCUAUCUAUGCCUCAUUGGACUGAUAGAGACAGAGCCUCCGAAAUGGUCCAUGAUUAGCGAUCAGCUAUUCGCUAUUCAAGCUGCAGCGGAAACACACAAGAAAGGAACCUUGAACCCUAAUGAUUCCCUGGCGGCGGAUCUUGUGACAAACACGCCUAUCCUCAAAGCUCUGCUCAGAAAAUUAGAGUCAUCGCCAACGGCGCCAUCCACCCUUAGAAGCCGCAUCACCACCCUGGAAUCAUUUAAAACAGGCGUCAUUGUUCGGCCAAAGAAAUUAGUGAAGAGAAAGAUAGAUAAAGGAAAGGGGGUAGAGGCCGCCGAGGAUGUACAUGCGGAAAUGCAUGUGCAUAAGAUGAGCCAGAUUACCAAUAUCCAGGAUAUCUUCCCAAACUUGGGAGCUGGAUUCAUAGCGAAAUGCUUGGAUGAGUAUGACGACGAUGUGGAGAAGGUCAUUGCGAGUCUAUUUGAUGAAUCAUUACCGCCCCAUCUUGCUACUGCAGAUAGGAGUGAGACACUAUCACAUACGCAGGUCGAUACCAAACCACAUAAAGAUCUUGCACCACACUCUACACCACCACAACUACCCACAAGACGCAAUGUAUUCGACGACGACGAUUUUGACCGAUUAGCAAUUGACGUUUCCAAAAUUUCAUUCGGCAAGAACCCAGAGAAGACUGCCGAUGACAUCUUAAAAGACAGGUCUACUGCUCCAAAUAAGGCAGCUAUCCUAUCCGCUCUCGCAGCGCUCGAUCCAGACGAUGACGAGCGAGACGACACCUACGAUGCCGCCGACGUGGGAGGCACCGUAGACACAGGCGACCAGGAAGCCAACGGUGUAAACGACAGCAACGAGGAGCUACUCUUCCGUGCGUUCCAGGCGGAUAUUAGGAUAUUCGCGAGAGACGCGGAGACAAGGAGAGGUGCCACACGCGGAAAGUUACGGGAUGAAACGGGCAUGGCUGAUGAAGCUAUCGAAGGCUGGGCAGUGAUGCUACAGAGGAACCCUGCGCAGAUGAGACGUCUGGAGGCAAAGUAUGCCUGGAGCGGCCAACAAGCACAACUCGAUCGCAGUGCUUGGAGAGCCAGCCCCGCCGGCUCAGGUGCCGAGGAGAGCGAUCCCGACGGCGGCAGCUCCAACAAUAGGGGCGGCAGGGGAGGCGGAAACGUCGCCGGGCCUUCGGGCGAGAAGGAAACUGAGGCGGCGAGGAGGAAUAAAGAGGCGCAUAAGGGAGCGAGAGCAAAUCAUCAUAGAAGAGAUGCGAGGGCUAGGAAGAUGGCCCGUGGUGGAUUCCCUGGAUGAAGCAGGAGACAGGCAUGGUGACUAUUCUUUCUUGGCUUACCUCUCUAGCUAUUUGAUGAUGGCAGGCGGGAAUAUAUGCCUUCAUUUCUCGGAGAGCAGUAAAGAAUACAAGGACAUAAAUAAUAAAAGCCAAAUCAGAAAGCA
Trichoderma asperellum CBS 433.97 is the source of this 2269-nucleotide messenger RNA. NCBI's taxonomy places the organism in Eukaryota, Fungi, Ascomycota, Sordariomycetes, Hypocreales, Hypocreaceae. The record is from RefSeq and is a predicted model, not a curated record.